GGAGGUGGGCGGGGGCUUGGCACGGCGCGGCCUUCCGGGCGGCCCCUGCGGAGGCGGUCCUAAGCUGGUUCCCGCCGUCCGAUCCCGCCAUUGGCGGGCCGUUUGAAUGACGGAAGUGACGAGAGCCGGGUCAUGGCUGUCCCGCAGGUACCCAAACGGCUGCUGGGUAGCCGGCCGGGUGCGGGUGCCUGUGUGUCGUGAGGCCAGACCACACACGCUGUCAGAUCCUUUAUAUUUAACAUACUCAGAAAUGAAAAGAAAGGGAAUGAAUACAAAGCUGAGAUUGAGCCCUAGUGAAGAAGCCUUCAUUUUGAAGGAAGAUUAUGAAAGAAGACGAAAACUAAGAUUGCUGCAGGUUCGAGAACAAGAAAGGGGCAUUGCCUUCCAGAUAAGAGAAGGCAUAAAACAGAGGCGAAGUCAGCAGGUUUCUCAUUUGGCUGAGGAGCUAAGGGCAAAAUGGGAAGAAGCACAAAGCCAGAAAAUACAGAACUUGGAAAAACUAUAUUUGGCAAGUUUAAGACAUAUGGGAGAUGGACAUCGACAGGCUAAAGAAAAUGAACCUGACUUGGAUGCUCUUUCUCGGCGGGCAGCAGAAAGAAAAAGAAAAGCAGAAGUGAGGCAUAAAGAAGCCCUAAAAGUGCAGAAAAAUCAAAAAGAAAUGUUAAUGAAACAGAAAACCAGGCACAUAAAAGCUCGAAAGGAAGCAGUGCUUGUGGAAAAACAGAGAUCUGCUAAAAUGGCCAGGCUGCCACCGCCUGUCCCAUCCCCCUUUGAGAACAUUGACGUGAACAGAAUUCCUUCAUUGAAAACUAACAGUUCCACUUACCAUCAUAUUUCCACCUUUGUGAGUAGACAGAUGGGUACAAAGCAGCCAGAUGCUCAUUUGGCUGCUGAAGAAGAAGCUAGACGAGUGGAAAGACUACGGAAACAGGCGGCACAGGAGAGAGUGAAACAGUUUGAAAGGGCACAUGUGCGGGGAUCCCAAGCCAUGAAAAAGAUCCACUUGGCCCAAAACCAGGAGCGAUUGAUGGAAGAACUCAAACAGCUGCAGAAAGAGGACCUGGCCCGUAGGAGGCAGACCGUGGCACAGAUGCCGCCACAGAUGCUGGAGUUGCCAUACCGACGGAGUGAGAUGAAGGAAGACAGGCAGCGAGAGCUGGAGUUUGCCUUUGAAGAUAUGUACAAUGCAGAUAGGAAGGUGAAAGGAAACCUGAUUUUACAUCUUAAGCCAGAACCUUUGCCUACAAUCUCUGAUCAGCUCCAAGAUGAAGAACUGGACCUUUCAAUGGAACAAGAAAAUCAAGUGCCCUUGGCAGCAAAGAUCCAACAAAUCCCCUCAAGAAUUCUUUUUAAAAGAUUAUUAAACAAGAUUAGAAGUCAAAAAUCUCUCUGGACAAUUAAAUCUGUGUCUGAGGAUGAAGGUGAGGUGACUUCGAGCAUCAUUGAGAUUGAGAGUAAAGUGCCAAGCGUGGACUCGGGAGCCAUUAUCACAGAGGAGAGAACAGCGGCGUCCUUUGAGCAGGAGCAAGUCACAGACAGUGAUAGGCUGACGAUAGAAUCUGGACCACUGAGCAGUGAAGAUAAGCCAUUGUACUACAAAGCGGGGACUGGAAGGGAACAAGCAAUGGCAGUGUCUCCACCUGCCACAGCUGUGGCUCAGAGUUCAGUCCUGCUUCAUCCUCAGGAAGAGGCAGUCAGAAUUCGAAUGUCAUUAAGGCGCAAACAGAUAAUGGAGAUAGAAGAGCAGAAGCAGAAGCAGUUGGAAUUACUUGAACAAAUUGAGCAACAGAAGUUAAGGUUAGAAACUGAUUGUUUCCGGGCUCAACUGGAAGAGCAAAGAAAGCAAGCUGAUCAGCCUGAGGUUUGCUGUGCUCCAAUGUCACAUGCUAUGAUUUCUGAUGAAGACUCUCACAGGCAGAUGAUUCGUAACUAUCAACAUCAGCUUUUACAACAAAACAGGUUACACAAGGAGACUGUUGAAACUGCCAGGAAACGAUUACUCGAAUACCAAACUGUAUUAAAAGAAAGAUCCCCAUCCCUGUCAGCCUCAGCACUGGUACCUGAUUCUGUUGUGUCAGGGCCACCACAGCAAUCCUACAAGCCUGCUGCUGCUUCAGACUCUUGGGAUCCAAGCCAGAGACUGAAACUAAGUCCUAGCAAAUAUCAACCUGUGCAACCCUCACAGAUCCCUGCAUUAGAGCAGAGUCAUAUUCAGGUACCAAGACAUGGUCACAUUACACAGAGGCAAGGAAAAAUGGCUGUAUCAGAAAUGUUAGGUAAGCAGCCCGUGGAGUCACAAGAACGUCAGUGGCAGUUCUCUCAGGUGGAAACACAUCAGGGAGACUAUGAGUUCGUCCUUAAAGAUUCUCAUUCACUUUCAAGGACUUUGUCUUAUGUUAGGCCACAAACAUUACAAGAUGCUAGAGAAGUAUCUAAACCUCCUAGGGUAAUAAUUUGUCAAAGUCUAGAUUCCCAACAGAUAUCAUCAGAGGAUAGUGAAAAUAUAUCUUCUAAGCCAAGUGAACCGUCUCCUUUUCUCCCACUGGUGCCUGAACGCCCUUUUACUAGUCUCCCAGUUAAAUUCCAUUCUGGAACAAUUCACAAACCCUUUACGACCAUAAACCAGUCUGUAAUCAGUCAAAUGCAUGAUCAACCUUUGUCAUCCUCAGAGACUAUUACAGCUCAGCAGGGUGACUUAAGAUUUCUUCAAGAACAGUUAGAACUACAGAAGAAAGUUCUUCAGGCAAGACAAGAGGCUCGGGAAAAGCUGCUUUUGUGCACACAGAAAGAACUGGGACAGCAGACUGGCCUCCCAGUGUUCCUCCCUUCACCAGCUGGAAAUAUAUUUUCUUCAUUACCCUCUGCCUCAGCUGAAUCAGGAAACUUUCAGACAUCUUCAACAAAAAGUGAUGCCACUGUUUCCUCAGACAAUAUGGACAGGCUUUGGGAUUCUUCACAACCCAUCUCAUCACAGCAAACUCAUUUAGAAUUUCUCCAAGAGCAGUCCAGUGUUGAGACGGAUAACCUUCAGGCUAGGCGGGAAGCCCAGGAGGUCUUGUUUGCACAUACACAAAAUACGCUGGAAAAAAUUGUACGUUCUGAACAAGCUGGGUCUUCUUUGCCACAUCAGGUAGCUCAGCAGUCAUUUAGUUCACUAACAUUGGCUGAUACACAAUCUAAAAAAAUCCAGAAACAGCCUUUACCUGCAAACAAGAAAGGGCUACUCCCAAGCCAGUCUGAAGUCUCAAAAGCUCAGGAUGGAUCUUCAGGUUUUCUACAGCAGACCCUACCUCUCCAGAACACUUUAAAGUUGCUUCAAGAGCAGCUGACUAGACAGAGGAGUAUGAUUCCGCCUAGACGUGAUGGUCAAGAGACAUUACUUUUAUAUAAAGAAAGCUGUUCAGAAGACAGUGAGGCUGGGCCAGUAGAAUCACUCUCCUCCGUGGUUGUUCAGCAUGCAGAUGCUUCUCGUGCAGUUUCAGAAGUACCUAAGCGGCUCCAGGACGUGUAUUCAUCUGAGGAAGAAAAUAGAGUUCUCUCCAGUCAUUUGAUCACCCAUGGCUUUCCACAGCACAGCCUGCAAAGACAAGAACAUUUUACACCACUCCAGGAAGAGACACACAUUCAGAGGCUUAUACUUGGUGCUAGAAAAAAUAAUGAGGAAUUUGCUCCCAAGCAAAAUGAAUUAGAAAAGGGGCUCUGCUCUCAACAGACUGAUGCCUUGUCUUCUCCAUCCCAAGUCACCGACUGGGGAACAUCCCGGGGGUCUGUAUCAGUCAGAAGUGAUAGGACAGACCCCUUAAGGCAUUUUAAGAUUCCAGCGUUUCGGGAAAGACUAGUUAGAGUUUCACAACAUACAUUCCCUCUCCAAGAUAAUUUGCAGGAACACCAAGAAUGGGUAGACACAGAAAAAGAGAGCUUUCAAUCUAGUCCUCUAACUCCAGAAAAUCCAUCUUCUCAACAGACAGGUUUUUCGUCCUUCAAAGCCUCAUUAAGACUGCCAUCGUGUGUGUCCUUGCCAUCUGCUGACUCUGGUAUCACACAGCACCCUCUCUCAACAGAGAGUGACAGUAAAGUCAAGUCAAGCCAUCUUCAGAUACCAGAACUGCAGCAUAGACUUUCGAAGAUAUCCCAGCUCAUCCCGCCUCAACAAGACAGUUUGAAGGCCCUUCAAGAACAAUUAGCUACACAAAGGGAAGCCAUCAUCCACUCUAGACAAGAAGCUCAUGAAGAAACACUAAGAGAAUGGAAGGAAAAAAUAUUCCCAGAGCAGGCAAGGAAUCCCACAGAUGAGAAUGACUUGGAAAUGCAGAAGAGAGAACAGCUCGGAGGGUGGUUUCCUCACACCCAAGGCCUUACCUGGGGAGACGCAGGUCAGGGGAGCGCUAAUGGUGAGCAGCCACGUGCAGAUGUCCAUGCUGAGCACAAUGGAAAAGCAGAGUUUUAUCAAGACCGAGACCCAUUAAGGGUCUCAGUAAGCAGAGAACAAAGUUUCUUGGAGAGCCCACUGGCACAUGAUCCAUUUGGUUGUCACCAACCACCUGCCCAAGAGAACAGCAAAAGCCAUGACGACAAUGCUGAAGCAGUUAAAGUCAAGAAAUCUGAUGUUGAGGAUCAUGCAGUAUUGAGUCAUGCUGUCUCAAAAGAAGAAGCGUGUACAAACCUGGGUCCACUUGGAAAGCCAGACGAUGAGGCUGAAACACAAGAGAUUUCUCAGGAGCCAUUGUCUUCAGUAACUGUUUCUACUGGAAGCUUCUUAAGUUAUGAAAUCACAGAUUUGAGCCUCACAGAUCCAGAGUCAUUUUCAGAACAGACAGAGCAUCUAGAACAAGAAUCUACCAAUAAGCAGGAAGAGACUGAUCCUCUUAGUAUUGCAGUCCCUUCAGUUAUUUAUCAGCAACAGCAUUCCUUAGGUGCUCAUAACUCUCUGUUGCCCAUGGAGGAAGAAAGUACAUCUGAUCAUACACAUGUUCAGCAGAUCAUGGACAAUGAUGUAAAUGAAGCAAAUUUGAUACCUGACAAAAGAGACUUUCAGGUUCCAGCUGUGGACCUUGACUUUCGAGAAUUGGAACACAUAUUUCCACACUUGCAUCGUCAGCUCUUUAAACCCUUAGAACCACAUCUAGAUUUUGACUUAUCAUCCCCUGGGACAUCUCAAGAAGACAGCGACUUUUACCAGAGCUCAGAAUCUUCAUCUGAAAAACAUGUUAAGGCAUUAUCCACAGGCACAAUCUGCUUCCCAGCACUGACAGCCAAGUCACAUUCUCCUAACCCAAGGCUGAACCAACUUGAUAUUAACCUGGCUCAUGCAACAACUGAGGGAUCUGAACAGUCUUUUCAACAGCUUCGACCAGAAUUCUCUUCACAGGAAAGCCAACAUGCUGACCUACCCAGUAUUUAUAGCAUUGAAGCAAGAGGUCCUUCCCAACGCAUGGAAAACCAGAACUAUUCUGAAAUGUUACAAAAUAAGAAAAAAAGUCUCUCUCUCCAGCCCUCAACAGAGGAUUUGACUCCAGCUUGCAGUUCAUCUGAUACUGCUCUGUUUGAUCAGUUACACCUGCAGCACAGCACUCCGUGUGCUUCUGUCUCUAGUGAGUGCUCAGUAAAACUGUUAGAAAGCAGAGAAGAAGUGCUGGGAUUUGAAGAGCUGUCAAGAAGGGCAGUUACAAUGUCACAAAGACUCACUGAAGAUGAAAAUGUAGUUCUACCUAUAAACCCACAUGUAGGAAGAGUGGAGAAGGAGGCUUCAGUUCAGGGGUCUAAUCCAUUGAGUAUUCAAAAUGAAAAGCCAAUUCAGAACUUCAUUGAAACUGACACUACAGAAGCUGUAGGAAAUGUAUGUCAGCUAGCACAAGCAGAGCACAUAUUAAAAUCCUGUCCAUUUCGGAGCCCUAUUCCAAUCUGGGUAAGUUAAUUCCUCUGCAUUAAAAACUUCUAAGCAAAUAUGAAAAGCCUCACUUCAGACACUCAUUUUCUAUCAAAUUUUGUUCAGAGGUUUAGGAGGCUGUACAGAGUCUGCUUAUUUCCAACUUUAGUCAACUACAUGUGGUUUUCACUACUAUUGUGACUGGAAGAAUGCCAGCGUUCACAAAUAGUGGUAUUUGAUAUUGAGUUAUAGUGGUGGCUUUAUAUUAAUAAUGGCAGUAAUAAGCUGGGCAGUGGUGUCGCACGCCUUUAAUCCCAGCACUUGGGAGGCAGAGGCAGGCGGAUUUCUGAGUUCAAGGCCAGCCUGGUCUACAAAGUGAGUUCCAGGACAGCCAGGGCUACACAGAGAAACCCUGUCUUGAAACAAAAACAAUAAUAACAACAAUAGUAAUAAUAAUGGCAGUAAUAAAGUUAAUAUCCCCUAAAAUAGAUGAUACACCAGCUAAAUGUAAGGAGAAAAUUGUCAGAUCUACUGCUGUUCUUGCAUGGGCUAAAUUACCAGCUAGGAGUGGGUAUAGAGUUCAUCCUGUUCCUGCUCCUACUAACGAUGCUGGGAAAAGAAGGAAUGAGGGAGGGAGAAGUCAAAAACUUACAGUAUUUAUUCGUGGAAAUGCUGUAUUAGGGGCUGUAUUUGGUAUUUGGUAUUGAAACAAGCCAGUUUCCAAAGCCCCCAACCAUUAUUGGUAUUACUAUGAAGAGAAUUAUACCAAAUGUGUGGGUGGUUACAAUGACAUUAUACAUUUGGUCAUCACCCAUUAGUGGGCCUCACUGUCCUAAUCCAGCGUGGAUUAGGAUGCUUAGUGCUGGUCCCACUAUUCCUGCUCGGUAUUGAAUAGGACAUAGAGAGUUCCAAUAUCUUUAGAGUUGGUUGAGUAAGCAUUAGACUGUAAAUCUAAACACAGAAAUUAAGCCCUCUUUUUAUCAAGCCUUAAGAUGAUAAUCAUGAUGAAUUGCAAAUUUGAAGUUGUAGAGAAAUUACUAAGGCUUCUCCCACCCCCUUUCUGAUAGGUAGGAGUAGAUGGAAGCCAGAAGUAGGGUAUUUAGCUGUUAAUUACAUUUUCGUAGGUUUGAUUCCUGCCAAUCUAGUUAAGGUCUUAGCUUAAUUAAAGUGAUUGAUUUACAUUCAGUAGAUGUAGGAUAUAGUCUUAUCAGAAGUUAAACUUGUUCGUUUUCUUGGACUUCGAUAUCCUAAACUUCUACAUGAUUAGUUGGGAUGAAAGGGGGAGGGCAACUGUACUUAUAAUUUUUAGGGAGGGAAAAUAAAGUUGUGUUUGAAGUUUAUGUGGUGGGUAAUUAUUUUGGGGUUAUUGUUGGUUGGAAAGAUGGUAAGUAAAAUUUAAUAAAUGAGACAUAUAUAAAAGAAUAGAUGUAACACUGCUAUUGAGGCUAUUAGCGUUCCUAGGAUGAGGCAGUUAUUUUGUAGAAGUUCUGUGAUGAUACUUCAUUUUGGGAGAAAGCCUAGAAGAGGGGGAUGCCUCUCCUAGGGAUAGCAGAAUUAAAGAGGUUGUUAAUAGAAUUAUUGGUAUUUUGUUUCAUAGGAAUGAAAUUGAGUUAAUUGUUGUGGAUGAAGGCUAUAAGUGGAAUAAAUAUUGGAACUGUAAGGAUAAUAUAAAUAAUUAAGUUAAGUUAGGGUGGGGUUGUAAAUGAGGAUGGCCAUUAUUCAUCCUGUGUGGGUAAUUGGUGAAUAUGCUAUAAUUUUUCACAUUUGUGUAUGCUUAAGUCCACCUCAUGUUCCUAUGAGAAUUGCUUGGUUAGUUUCUGCUAAGGUGGAAAUAAGUCUUAUUAUAGCUAUGGCUCAGGCUGGUGUAAUAAGUCAUAUGUGUUCUUGGGUGGCGAUGAGUAUAGGAAAAAUGAGCCGCUUAUUAGGAGGAUUGAAAGUAGAAUAAUGGCUAUUGUUAUUUCUUACGAGAUUGUUUGGACUAUAAUUCGAAGGGCUCCAGGUAGGGAGUAUUUUGAGUUUGAUGCUCAUCCAGAUCAUGAGAUGAAAUAUACUGAAAGGCUUGAUGUUGCUAGAAUAAAUAAAAUUCCUAGAUUUAAAUUGAUUAGGGGUGUACUGUGGGUAAUUGAAUUCAUAGACUUAGGGCUAAUGUCAAUGACAGGGUUGGGGCAAUAAUAAAUAAUGAUACUGAGGUCGUUAGGGGGAGUAUCAGUUCUUUUAUGAAAAGUUUAUUUUAAAGAUUUAUUUUUUAUUUUAUGUAUAUGAGUACACUGUAGCUGUACAGAUAGUUGUGAGCCAUCAUGUGGUUGCUGGGAAUUGAACUCAGGACCUCUGCUCUGCUCUCUCUGGGCCAAAGAUUUAUUUAUUGUUAUAUGUAAGUACAUUGUAGCUGUCUUCAGAUACUCCAGAAGAGGGCAUCCGAUCUCAUUAUGGAUGGUUGUGAGCCACCAUGUUGUUUCUGGGAUUUGAAAUCAGGACCUUCAGAAGAGCAGUCAGUGCUCUUAACUGCUGAGUCAUCUCUCCAGCCCUUAUGAAAAGUUUUAUAGCAUCUGCAGAUGGUUGGAGAAUUCCAAAAUGGCCCAACAAUGUUGGGAACUUUUCGUAAUUGUAUAUACUCUAUGAUUUUACAUUCUAAAAGUAGAAUGUAAAAAUAGCAAUUAGAAUGGGGACUAGAAAUGUUAAUACAUUAAUAAAAUGCAUCUGAACUUCUGGGAACAAGCUUUUAAGUCUUACACAAUUUCCUGGCUCUGCCACCCUAAUUACCUUGUCCAGGUAAAUUAUUGAACAUAUAUAAAUUUAUUUAAGAGCAUUUAUUAUAAGGUAGCUCUAUUUCUCGUAUCCUUUUUACUGGGAGAAAUUGUAAAUAGAAACCGACCUGAAACCUCCAGUCUGAACUCAGAUCAUGUAGGACUUCAAUCGUUGAACAAAUGAGUCAUUAAUAGCUUCUGCACCAUUGACAAGUCCAACAUUGAGGUUGUAAACCCUAAUUGUUGAUAUGAACUCUUGAAUAGGAUUGUGCUGUUGUCCCUAGGGUAACUUGGUCUGUUGAUCAAAAACACUUUUGGGUCAAUAAUAAGUUCAUUUGAGUUGUAGGUCUAUGUUAAAAUCUUUCAAAGGAUUUGGCUCUCAGAGGUUACCCCAUUCCAAAUCUUUCAAAAUUUGAUUGUGAACCAUUAGGUUGAUUUAUUAAUAAUUAAACUAGUUGACUAAUU
Mus musculus (house mouse) is the source of this 9075-nucleotide messenger RNA. RefSeq names its product centrosomal protein 295 (gene Cep295). The coding region runs from base 107 to 5914 and encodes 1935 amino acids. Gene Ontology annotation, cellular component: cytoskeleton; centriole; centrosome. The record is from RefSeq and is a predicted model, not a curated record. NCBI's taxonomy places the organism in Eukaryota, Metazoa, Chordata, Mammalia, Rodentia, Muridae. The transcript has 23 exons.